ACUUUUCUCUUUCUAGGGAAUCCUUCGAUGCCUUGUCAAUAGUGUACUUCUCGGAAAAUAGGACAAUCCUUGAUUCUGGUACAGCGCAAAAGAACUCUGAGAUAUUCGACUGUGUAGCAUCUAGAAGGAAUGGAGCUCGAACUCGAUGGUAUCUUGACGAAACUGCCAUAACGGGGACUGAGAAUGGUGUUGAACUGUCUCAAAACAACCGACGUCUCACUCUUGUGUCUCCACAGCUUUUGUUGAAAGGCCGCUCGGAGCAUAAAUUAGAUUGUAAGGUAGUGGCCGAGUCUGGACGGGCGUUCGAUCAGAAGUCUUUGAAGAUCAAUGUAGUAGGUGAGGAAGGCAAUGAGUUAACUUCCUUGGAGUUUUGA
Cylicostephanus goldi is the source of this 374-nucleotide messenger RNA. The record is from the annotation of a GenBank genome assembly. NCBI's taxonomy places the organism in Eukaryota, Metazoa, Nematoda, Chromadorea, Rhabditida, Strongylidae.